This is a messenger RNA of Haliotis rubra (blacklip abalone), 1737 nucleotides long. RefSeq names its product monocarboxylate transporter 1-like. The transcript has 5 exons. Bases 1 to 1737 code for a protein of 578 amino acids. Lineage: Eukaryota; Metazoa; Mollusca; Gastropoda; Lepetellida; Haliotidae. Gene Ontology annotation, biological process: transmembrane transport. The record is from RefSeq and is a predicted model, not a curated record. Gene Ontology annotation, molecular function: monocarboxylic acid transmembrane transporter activity.
AUGUCACCUCGAGACGAUUCCAGCGGACGUCCACAAAACAGCAGCAGGGUAAAUGUCACCACUUUGGGACCGGGAACAGAUUAUACACCGAAACCUCCAGAAGAAAUGACAACAAGGUGUCGGGAAAGAUUCAGGAAAGGAAGUCUGACGACUGUCAAUAUAAAGAAGUGUGUGGUGGCGGCAUGUCUGGUCUCCCUGAUGUUCAUAGUCAUGUCGUUCCUGGUGGGUCUGGGUGUCCUGUUUGUGGAGAUCCUCGACACCUUCCAGUCCUCAAGAGCCAUGGCGUCCCUCCUCCAGUCUGUGUGCACAGGACUUGUGUUUGGAACAGGUAUGUUUGCCACAAUCGUCAUCAAGAAAGUUGGAGAGGGACAUGUGACCACUGUUGGUGGUCUGUUAGCGGGAAUUGGGUGUGUGGGAAGCGCCUUCGCCCCUUCCCUGCCGGUACUCAUCUUUACUGUAGGAGUAGUUACAGGAUGUGGUCUGUGCACGUUUACUGUGGUCCCCUACACAGUAACAGGACUGAUGUUCAACAAAAGACGGAAUCAGGUGUUCAUUGUUGUCAGUAUUGGUCCCGGACUUGGAGGCCUCAUCUCGCCAUUCCUCAACACAGCUCUCAUCGAUGUGUUCGGCUGGAGGGGCACCUUCCUCGUCCUGGCUGGCCUCAUGUUCCAAGCGUGUCCCAUUGGAAUGCUUCUGACCGUGCUCAGCAAGGACAUCCAGAGGGACAAGGAACUCAAGGCAAAAAGCAACAUAGUAUACAAUGACAUAAGAGAAGAUAGCAUGGUUGUCACUAAUUUACAAGAGCCAUCUCAGAUGGAGAACAGUUCCGUAGCAUAUGACAAUGUGACUUUUGUAGAUGAGUAUGGAAAAGACAACAACAGAAGAGAAGAACACAAUGGUGAAAUAUCGAUUAGUUUACAGAUGACCGAUACUGAAGAAUCCAAACAGGACACCAAUGUUUCUGAAAUGAAAGACACAAAACAAAAGAAGGAGUCUUUCGUGGAAACCCUGAAUUUAGGGUUAUUUAAAGACUUUGCGUUUAUUGUUUUAGGAAUAUGCCUAUUUAUUCUAAUGAGUCUUCUGCCAUCGAUAAACUUUUUCUUUGUGGACAUGACUAUUUCUAAAGGAUUUGAUGCCAAACUUGGAUCCUAUCUUCUUUCCCUUAUUGGACUGUCCAACUUGGGAGGACGCUUUCUCUACCUCUUCGUGAGACCUGUGGUGAAGGUGUCCCAGGUGACUGUGUUUGCUACUAUGUGCAUGGUGCUCGCAGGAAGUCUGCUGCCCCUAGUGUUGGCAAACACAUACCCAAGCCUAGUCACCGCUGUCGUGUGUUACGGCAUCCCCCUUGGGUCGUGUUCAGUAGCCUACCCAACACUCAUGUACGAAAUAGCAGGACCCAAACGCUACGCAUCAGCUGUGGGCUAUUGUGAAACGAUUUGCGGUUUGGGAGCAUUCUUAGGUGGCCCUAUUGCAGGAAUAGUGUUGUGCGACAUCACCUACAUAGGACAGACGCCGGGGUCAACUUGCUUUGGGACCAGUCCUGAUACCCUCGCACAAAGGACCGAUAUUCUUAUUCCAUCAGAAAACCAUCAGAGUUGUCCCCAGGCAGCUACAAGUCACGGCACAUACCGCAUUGAACAUAUGUGGGUAGGACUUGAUGGUGCCAAGGGAGCCGAGCCAAACCACCUGAACCAGUUUUACAGCUUGCAUGGCUGCAGACCACAAGGGCUGCCUUGA